GUUCUGCGCACGCGCGGAAGCCAUAUUGGCAGCGGACUCUUGGGCAGCGGCGGUGGUUUUCCUCCCGUGAAGUAAAGCGUUCUGUGUAGAUCUCGAUUCUUCAGUGUCUUCCCUCCGGAAUUAUAUAAAGUUGAGAAAACAUGUCUCGAAGGUAUGACUCCAGGACCACUAUAUUUUCUCCAGAAGGUCGCUUAUACCAAGUUGAAUAUGCCAUGGAAGCUAUUGGACAUGCAGGCACCUGUUUGGGAAUUUUAGCAAACGAUGGUGUUUUACUUGCAGCAGAGAGACGCAACAUCCACAAGCUUCUUGAUGAAGUCUUUUUUUCUGAAAAGAUUUAUAAACUCAAUGAGGAUAUGGCUUGCAGUGUGGCAGGCAUAACUUCUGAUGCUAAUGUCCUGACUAAUGAACUGAGGCUCAUUGCUCAAAGGUAUUUAUUACAGUAUCAGGAGCCAAUUCCCUGUGAGCAGUUGGUUACGGCACUGUGUGAUAUCAAACAAGCUUAUACACAGUUUGGAGGAAAACGUCCCUUUGGUGUUUCAUUGCUGUACAUUGGCUGGGAUAAGCACUAUGGCUUUCAGCUCUAUCAGAGUGACCCUAGUGGAAAUUAUGGGGGAUGGAAAGCCACAUGCAUUGGAAAUAAUAGCGCUGCAGCUGUGUCAAUGUUGAAACAAGACUACAAAGAAGGAGAAAUGACUUUGAAGUCAGCACUUGCUUUAGCUAUCAAAGUGCUAAAUAAGACCAUGGAUGUUAGUAAACUGUCUGCUGAAAAAGUGGAAAUUGCCACACUAACAAGAGAGAAUGGAAAGACAGUAAUCAGAGUUCUCAAACAAAAGGAAGUGGAGCAGUUGAUCAAAAAACAUGAGGAAGAAGAAGCUAAAGCUGAGCGUGAGAAGAAAGAAAAAGAACAGAAAGAAAAGGAUAAAUAGGCUACAGAAUCAGGGAUUUUAUAACUCAUUUGGGAUACCACUUCAGUGUAAAAGCUGUCCUGCUCUUCCACACUGAGAAGACUUUUUUUUCUAACUUGUGCAUUGGGGAAAUAGGACAUUACAUACUGAAUUGGGUCCUUGUCAUUUCUGUCCAAUUGAAUAUUUUAUUGUAAUGAUGAUUACUCUUCAUGGACAUCUUAAUCUCCCACAUACAAACUCCCCCUCUUUUGGAAUAAAACUUGGAAAGAAUGGAAA
This is a messenger RNA of Cynocephalus volans (Philippine flying lemur), 1181 nucleotides long. RefSeq names its product proteasome 20S subunit alpha 4 (gene PSMA4). Gene Ontology annotation, cellular component: proteasome core complex; cytosol; nucleus. The coding region runs from base 141 to 926 and encodes 261 amino acids. Lineage: Eukaryota; Metazoa; Chordata; Mammalia; Dermoptera; Cynocephalidae. The record is from RefSeq and is a predicted model, not a curated record. The transcript has 9 exons. Gene Ontology annotation, biological process: ubiquitin-dependent protein catabolic process; proteasomal protein catabolic process.